CACAUACCUCAGUGUAUUACAUCAAGCAAGAAGAGACUCCUGAUUAAAUUGGACGCAAUUCCAGAACUAUGGCUCGUCAGACUGAAGUGGUGUUUGUUCUUCUUCUCGCCAUGGUAGCAACAGCUUUUGCCAACACCUCAUGUUGUCCACAUGGCUGGGUGAAAUUUGGAGGACGUUGCUUCAAGUAUCAGGCCACCAGCGUGGACUGGGCUUCUGCUGAGAAAUACUGUCUGAAUCUCGGGGCCAACUUGAUUUCAAUACACAGCGAAGGUGAAUAUCAGUGGUUCAAGUCCUUUGUCCUUGCUGCGGACCCCAAGAACAAUCCAACAUGGAUCGGCCUUAAUAACUGUCAGAAGAAAAACCACUGGUUUUGGUCUGACGGCACCAAAUUGAUUUUCACCAAGUGGAGUCCAACUCAACCCAAUUUUGUAGGUACAGAGUGCUGUGUGCUUAGGAACUGGGGUGAUGAGAAGGACUGGCUUGAUGCUCCAUGUGAGUGGACCUAUCCCUUUGUUUGUGUCAAGAGGCCUAAGUGAAAUGCUCCCAGCCUCAACUUGGCAACUAUAAUACAAUGUUGGAUUUUUUUUCCUUGUCACUGAUGGAUUUACAAAAACCUCACUGUGGCAAUUUACCAUAAUU
Messenger RNA from Pangasianodon hypophthalmus (striped catfish), 639 nucleotides. Its product is annotated as type-2 ice-structuring protein. Gene Ontology annotation, molecular function: signaling receptor activity. The coding region runs from base 69 to 536 and encodes 155 amino acids. The transcript is spliced from 6 exons. NCBI's taxonomy places the organism in Eukaryota, Metazoa, Chordata, Actinopteri, Siluriformes, Pangasiidae. The record is from RefSeq and is a predicted model, not a curated record.